Chrysemys picta bellii (western painted turtle) is the source of this 2357-nucleotide messenger RNA. RefSeq names its product tyrosine-protein phosphatase non-receptor type substrate 1-like. Gene Ontology annotation, cellular component: plasma membrane. Lineage: Eukaryota; Metazoa; Chordata; Testudines; Emydidae. The record is from RefSeq and is a predicted model, not a curated record.
AUUUUCCUUUGCCAGCUGAGCGGAGUGAGCUCAGACCAGUGUUGUUAAACCUACAGGGCUGACGGGUCUCCAACCUACGGCCCUGCAAAUGGCUUUCCGCACGUCGGCGCAGCUUCAGCUGCUGAGCUUGCUGCUGGGUCUCUCUUCCUUGGACAAGUCAGGGGCCGGGGCCGAGGAGUUCCAGCUGCUGCAGCCCCAGGACCCCGUGUGGGUGUCGCCGGGAGAGACUCUCACUCUGAUCUGCUCUGUGACUGGGCUCGAGCCAGUAGGACCCGUGAAGUGGUUCAAGGGCUCGGGCAGUGGCCGCCAGCUCGUUUAUGCAGAGGUGGGAUCAUUCCCCCGGGUGACGCGGGCUGUGAAUGGCUCUAACACAAACUUCACCAUCCGCAUCAGUGACACCCGCCCCAAGGACGCCGGGAUCUAUCACUGUGUGAAGUUUGAGAAGAGGUCGGGAGCCGAUGAGGAGAUCAGAUCCGGCGCUGGCACCGUCGUGUCUGUGAGCGGUUACUCCCAGGGUUCAGCUGUGGCUGCUGCUGCCGGCACCGUCUGUGUCCUCCUAGUCGUUUUACUCCUUGUCUUCACUUACUUCUUUGUGAGAAAGAAGAGAGGUGAGUGCCGUGGUUCAACCAGCCUGUUCCAGUUACUCCAGGGAUAUUUGCUGCUCCAAGCACGACUGACUGACCCUGUUGUUUCUUUCCUCUGCCCAUCUAGGUCUCAGACUCCCUUUCCCAAGAACAGAAGGACUCCGAGCCAGCCCGGUGAUAGCAAAGACCCAGACGUGCUCUACGCUGACCUGCAGCACACGGCCGGGCUCCAGCAGCCCAAGAAGAGCGCCCCAGAAGAACAUUCUGAAUAUGCUGCCGUUAAGGUAACCCAGGCCAUCGCCAGGUAGAGGGAGAAGGCAGCGAGGCUCUGGACUCCCUCGGAGAAAAACUGUCGGAGGAGGAAGCAGCAACUUUCUGCAGAACACAGCGCACAGUCAUCCAGGUCACACGCGGUCCCCGUGGCGGGCCCGGAACUGACACAGUCUCUUGUUCUCUGGCACCUUAUUGCGCUAUCGCUGGCGUUUGCCAGCGCGGAUGUGACUCAGAACCGGGGGAACUCAUGACCUGGAAAGUCAGCAGCUGCCUGGCAUGUUCCUGUUUUCAGAAACAAUUAAAGAUUUCAAUUAUAUUCUCUCUAAGCAGAGCCAACGACUAUUUGCCUGUGAAAUCUGAGCCGCGGCCUUUGAACGGAUGGUAUCAGAGGCCAUCACAUGAACGGCCUCUGUGAUUUCUGAGGUUGUUCUUAGGAUAAAGUCUUCUAACGGUGGGACACACACAUAGGGCUGUCUUUUCCUUUUCCCUGGGGGUGCUCCGCCCCCAAGGCCUCGCCCCCACUCUGCCCCUUCCCGCCGAACGACUGUGGGGCCUCCUGGCUGCAGUCCAAAAUGACAAACCAAACAAUCCUGCAGCCCACAAAACAGCCCGGGCUCGCCCCGCGCAAGGCAAAUCGCCCUCAGGACAGGAGGCUGGGUUUCUAACCCCCCGGGCCUCGGGGGGCCCAGACUCCGCACCCUGGGCUCUAGGGGAAGCAAAGCAAACUACAGAUGGCCCCUCUACCUCUGCAGAGGAUCUUCGCCAGCUUUCCUGACCCACAGCUCCUUCUUGGAGGGGCUUGGGAGCUCCAACCCUGCUUCCCUCCUAGUGCCAGCCUGCACCAGGCUUGGAUCCCCCCUUUCGAGGGGCUGCCCCUCUCCAGGUUUGACAAGCCGCACCGGUGGCUGGUUUGGGGCUGAUGGUGCCCAGAGGAGCUCUUUAACCCCAUCCUGACCGGGGGAGGGGGCCAGGGGAACCCAUCCUACCACAGGGCAACUUGGUCACCAUCUGUACGUACCUACAAGGGGAACUCCUCGAUAAUCGAGGGCACUUCAGUCUAGCAGAGAAAAGUCCAACACAAUCCAACAGCUGGAAGCGGAAGCUAGAUCAAUUCAGACUAAUGCAUUUUAACAGGGAGGAUAAUUAACCACCGGGGCAAUUUACCAAGGGCCGUGAUGGAUUCUCCAUCAUUGGCAAUUUUUAAAUCAAGACCGGAUUUUUUUUCUCUAGCAGAUCUGCUCUGGUUCAACCAGGAAUUAAUGCAGGGAAGUCCUAUGGCCUGUGUUACACGGGUCAGACUAGAUGAUCACAGUCAAACCUUCUAGCCUUAUAACCUAGGAAUCUUAGGCCUGGUCUACACCUAAAAAUUCGAUUGACCCAGCCACACUGCUCAGGGCCAUUAAAAAUGUCGCUCCUUGUUUGAUGUCAUUACUCAUUAGGUCACCCUAAGCCCCACUGUAGAUGCAGCUGGGUCUUCUGUCAGCCUAGCUCCCCCCUCUC